AGCAAGAAAAGAGUAGAUAAAGGAAAAGGAAAGAUGGAACAGAAAGAUAAGACUCAUAAGAGGAAAGGGUUAGGGGAGUAAAUGCACAUGGAAACUGACCUUAAACAACCAACAAUUGUUGUUUACUGAUAAAUACAAUGCCAUAACAGCAUCUUCCUCCCACCUAGCAAUGAAUGUUGCACAACAAGAGAGAGAAAUGGUGAAAACUUUGAGGAACAGUCCAAAAAUCCAAAAGGAGAGAGAGAGAGAGAGAUCUGGCCACCAAGAAGAACAACAACAGAACAGCAAACAUCACAGAAAGAACAGAAAAAGCUUCUCCACCAUUGCCACCUCCUUCCCUGCCCUCUCCAUAUCCUUCCAUCAUCAUCAUAUUUUUAAAUUUGUUUCACUUUUGCAGCCACCCCCUGCUUUGCUUUUUUCAUCCAGCCACCACCCCUUUCUCUCUCUCAUGAAAGAGUCCACAAGCAAAUCUCCUCUUUCAGCUUUCUCUGUCUAGCUUCAAUGGCCCAGCUGGACCAAGACUUGAGCUUUGAGAGGAAAGGAAGAAAACCCACCAAAUGGAAAUUGAAAACAAAUUUGCCCUUCUUCUCUCUAGGCAAGAUGAUUGGGAAAGGUUAGAGAGAGAGAGAUUGUAGGAUGGUAUUUCAGCUGUUUGUCCUCCUCCAUCCAACCAUACCCACCAUCAUCUCCAACAACAAAAAAGAAGCCAAGCACUCAAUUCAAUUCAACUCUCUUCUCUUCUGUUCCCAUCUCCCAACAAACAAAAAACCACCACCCAAAAUAAAUGGAGAGGUGGGUAUAUCCCAGAAAUGCCCUUCUGCAAACCCCCAAAAGAUCCCCAUCUUCAUCACUACUACUAUUGCUUUGCUUCUCCCUCUUCUCAUACAAUCACACCACCUCUACUACUCCUCCUACUGCUGCUGUCUGUCACAAACAAAAAUUAAAGAAAGAAACUUUAAACCCCUCUUCCCACCACCACCACCAAGAAAUUUUAUUUCUUUUUCCCUUCACAAGCCGAAUUAUGUGGGCUUCUUUGGGUUUUCUUCUUUGUCCUGGUCAGAGUUUUUCACCAGAGAAAACAGGGAAAAGGAAAGCGAGAACCUUCUCACCUUCCCACCCCCAUUUCCCCUCCCUUCCUCCCUUAUCUCUUUCACUCUCCUUCCCCUUUUUUUCUUUCUUGUCUCUCUCAUUCUCGCCUUCAUUUCUCUUUCUCUCCCCCUCUCUUACCCUCCCUUCUUUUCCGUUCUUCUUCCUUCUCCUUGCCCUUUAGAUCUUGUAUUGGUUUGAUCUGAGAAGCUACAUGAAGAAGAUGAAAGGUGUUGCUGCUGCUGUGGUUGUGGGAUCUUCUCCUUCGCCGUAUGCCGUGGCAGCUGCUGCUGGAGCUGGUUAUGAUGAUCCCAGGAUUAGGUUCAAGCACGAGAGCCUUAUGCAGGACUAUGAGGAAUUGCUCAAGGAAACAGAAGCGAAGAGGAAGAGGUUGGAGAUGAUGAAGCAGAGGAAAAUGACACUAAUGGCUGAAGUGAGGUUCUUGAGGCGUCGGUUCAAGUACUUGACUGAAAACCAGACUCAGAACCUUAAGCCGGAGCAAAAGCUCUUGCCAUCACAGACCACAGUGAUCAACAAGAGCAAGAAAGUGAGGAAAAACAAGGGAACUAACUCUAGUAACCAUGAAACUCCUGCUUCUUCGAGGCAGCCUGCUCCGAAGUUCGAUUUGAACCGUAAAGGAAGGGUUUAUACUGAGAAGGAUUCUGUUGCAGCCCGGGUUUCAGCAGCACCGUCGAUUGACUUGAACCAGAAGCAACAGAAUUCCUCUCACAUGGGAAGAGAAGCUGCCAUGAGGAAUUCCGGAGUGAUUCCUGACCUUAAUGAGAAGGAAAGGAUGUUAGGAGGGAAGGAUGCUGCUACUAGAAACAAUGCUCCAUUCUUCGACUUGAACCAAAUCUCGACUGAAGAGGAAGAAUUACAGACAAACGGAGAGAUGAUGACAACAACGAGAAUAGAGGAACCAAGGAUAAUAAGUACAUUGCGUGGUGGAAUCAUCGAUGAACAACACAGCAACGACUUGAAGUUGUCAGCCUGUAGGAACAUAGGGAACGUGCCAAGCCGGGCUGGGAAGAGGAAGAUAUCAUGGCAGGAUCCAGUAGCUUUAAGAGUGUGAGGGUUUUCUUUUCUGCCUAAUGAAAAGAUUACAUAAUUCUUUACUACCUUCCUCUUAAGCUGGUUUUUUUCACCUUGUAAUAGCCAGAACAAAACCCCUAGAUGAGAGAAUCCACUUCAUUGUAAAGUAGAAAAAACAAUUCCGUGAUAUAGCAUAUAUGAUCAUAUCAUUUCACAGCUCAUUCAGCACCACAAGGACCCGAUUCUCGGAAGUGUCAACACUCUGCCAUUCUUUACACCUGUUCUCCAACUCCGAUGCAGCUGACAGAAUCAACUGCAUUGGUUUAAUCUUGUGAUUACACUCAUCGAUGCCUU
Linum tenue is the source of this 2472-nucleotide messenger RNA. The record is from the annotation of a GenBank genome assembly. Lineage: Eukaryota; Viridiplantae; Streptophyta; Magnoliopsida; Malpighiales; Linaceae.